Molecule: messenger RNA, 1881 nt
Organism: Sinocyclocheilus grahami
Lineage: Eukaryota; Metazoa; Chordata; Actinopteri; Cypriniformes; Cyprinidae
Product: vegetative cell wall protein gp1-like
Exons: 3
Coding region: 1-1881 (626 amino acids)
Source: RefSeq, a predicted model, not a curated record
AUGGAUAUUCCAGCUGUUCUACUCCUCUGCCUGGAGCAACAGGACCGUUCGCUGGAGGACCAUACCAGGGACUUUUUCGCCUGCCAGCGAACGGUCCCAAGGAGGAUUUUGCCGCUUUCCUGGAUUUAUUUCUGCCCCACUGAGGAGGAUAUCUCCAGCCCCACUCCCGAACCAGAGACCAGCCAGCCGUCAUCCCACUGCAUGGAGCAAAUGCCUGAGCCCACCAUAGACAGAGAGCAUAAGCCUGCCGCGACACGUGAGCCAGAGAGCAUACCCGCUACUGAGCCUAUCGUUGCCCCAGAGCCUGGGCCUCAAGACCGGUCUAACCAGGUGCGUGAGCCGAUAACAUCGCCCGUCCCCAAGGGAGUACUGGUGGAAAUCGAGGGCUUGGAGGGAAGCCCCACCCACACUCCCGCCGCUGAGGGUGAGCUUCAGCUGGCCUCUGGGAUGUAUUAUGAGGAACUAAUGGAUAUUUUCCAAAUGGACUUAAUAGACUGGUUUGGGGAGGUAUUACCCAGUUCUACCGCGUCUCCGCUGGUUCCGCCCAGCUCCUGUUCUCCGGUGUUCCCUCCCAGCCUCCCUCUUCCGCCUCCUCUUCAAAAACCAGUCAGUUCCUCAGCCCCAUCUCCGUUGGUGCCUGUCAGUACCUCAGCUCACCCUCAUUCAGCGCCAUCUGGGCGCUCUGAUCCGCCUCGGGACUUCCAGUCUCCAGCUCCGCCUUGGCGUGAUGAUCCCCUGUCUCCGCCUCCAGCCUCCGAGCCCUGGACUCCACCUCAGUCUUUCGACCCAUCGGCUCCGCCUUGGCUCCUAGCUCCCUCAUUUCCACCAUGGCCCAUCAUCCCACAAGCUCCACCCGGCGCCCUCAUCCCUCCGGCUCCGCCCGAACCAGAGACCAGCCAGCCGUCAUCCCACUGCAUGGAGCAAAUGCCUGAGCCCACCAUAGACAGAGAGCAUAAGCCUGCCGCGACACGUGAGCCAGAGAGCAUACCCGCUACUGAGCCUAUCGUUGCCCCAGAGCCUGGGCCUCAAGACCGGUCUAACCAGGUGCGUGAGCCGAUAACAUCGCCCGUCCCCAAGGGAGUACUGGUGGAAAUCGAGGGCUUGGAGGGAAGCCCCACCCACACUCCCGCCGCUGAGGGUGAGCUUCAGCUGGCCUCUGGGAUGUAUUAUGAGGAACUAAUGGAUAUUUUCCAAAUGGACUUAAUAGACUGGUUUGGGGAGGUAUUACCCAGUUCUACCGCGUCUCCGCUGGUUCCGCCCAGCUCCUGUUCUCCGGUGUUCCCUCCCAGCCUCCCUCUUCCGCCUCCUCUUCAAAAACCAGUCAGUUCCUCAGCCCCAUCUCCGUUGGUGCCUGUCAGUACCUCAGCUCACCCUCAUUCAGCGCCAUCUGGGCGCUCUGAUCCGCCUCGGGACUUCCAGUCUCCAGCUCCGCCUUGGCCUCCCUCAUCUCCACCAUGGCCCAUCAUCCCACAAGCUCCACCCGGCACCCUCAUCCCUCCGGCUCCGCUUUGGUCAGUUGUCAACCAUCCGCCGCCUUGGGAAUCCACUCCUCUGGCUCUGUCAGGCUCCUCCUUCCCUCCGGGUCCGCUUCCAUCCUCAGUCGCUCCAGCUCCACCGCAGUCUUCCGGAGCCCCACCUCUGCCUCGGUCGCCUGAGCCUUCAGCUCCGCCAUGGCCCUCCGGAUCCUCUGUGUCACCCUGGCUCUCCGUCUGCUCGGCUCUAUCCUGGGCUCCUCUUCCACCAGCUCAGUCUCCGUCAGUCGGCCCCCGGUGUUGUCGGCCCUAUCUCCACCAUGGCUCCUCCUGGCCUCUGGAGCUCCAUCUGGUUCCUCCUGCGCCGGUCUACUCCCUUACUCCUCCCUACUCCACCCUGGCCCUAUGA